CCAGCGCGCGACACAUCAGAUGGGCGUGACCUCAGGUGUGGACUCUCUCUGGCUCUCUCCGCAGCCGGACGGGAGAUCGCUCGCUGUUGUCGGGUUUGUCCGUAGGUGCGAGCAGAACAACUGAGAGCAGCGAUGACUGCCGAACCGAUCCGCUCGGCUCUGGGUACCGUCUCCUCGGAGGACACCUCUCUGGUGCUGCCCUCUGACACAAAACAGCGGACGGGGCAGCAGCGCGUGCUGGAGCAGGUGAACAGCAUCAAGAGAAGCAAGUCGAAGAUAGUCAAGAAUGACUCCAUUCCGUCGCCAACAACUCCGGCAUCGGCGACAGAAUACAGUGAGCCGAAAUUCCAGUUCUCACCAACAAAACUGAACGACACACUCUUCAAAUUUAGCAGCCUCAACAUGACAAGCAGCAAGAGCAGAACGACUGGUCGCAGCUUGUCAGUGCGCAACACCAUGAGAAGACAAACCCCGAGCAGCCAGUGGGAGUCUCAGAUGAACUGGAAUGCACAGUCUCCCCCUAAUGGGAUGAGACGUGGUGGCAGUGACCCAGCUUUGAAUAAGGCAGCCGGCACAAAUUCCCAGCAGUCCAGGUCUUCAACUGUGCGAUAUAACCGAGCGACUGGACAAUCCAUGAGACUCCUGGAGAAUAACCUGCCUGCCAGCACCAGCCAAUCACAGACUGGUCGCAGCUUGUCAGUGCGCAACACAGUGAGAAGACAAACCCUGAGCAGCCAGUGGGAGUCUCAGAUGAACUGGAAUGCACAGUCUCAGUCCAACGGGAUGAGACGUGGUGUCAGCGACCCAGCCUUGAAUAAGGCAGGCGGCACAGUUACCCAGCAGUCCAGGUCUUCAACUGUGCGAUAUAACCGAGCGACUGGACAAUCCAUGAGACUCCUGGAGAAUAACCUGCCUGCCAGCACCAGCCAAUCACAGGUCGCAAGCAUCAAACCUCCCCUCAGCCAAUCACAGACAAUUACGAAAGUCACCACUACCAAGAACAAAUCAGAAGCGAUGGGUUCGAGUGGUGGCGAUGGAUCUGUUCCUAACAUCACUCUGCAGGAGGCAGUGGAGUAUCUGUCACACUCAGACAUCAGCCAUCAGCUGUGUGGAGCUUCAUUCAUACAGCACCACACCUUCACUGACGACAGAGCCAAGCAAAAGGUUAGUAGUUUGGGUGGGAUUCCUGCUCUUGUUCAGCUGCUGAAAUGUGACAAUCCACAGCUGCAACAGAUCAGUGCCGCUGCCCUGCGAAACGUCGUUUUUAAAGACAACAAUAACAAGCUUGAGGUGGAAAGUUUUGAAGGAAUAGAGGCCAUUCUGACCUUGCUCAGAAACACCAACAUUAUAGAAACACAGAAACAUCUCACUGGUCUGUUGUGGAAUCUGUCCUCGGCUGAUAAGCUGAAGCCAAAGCUGAUCAGGAACGCCAUGCCGCUGCUUACAGAACGCGUUGUGGUGCCUUACAACUUUUGGACUGAUAGCAGCACCAACAAACCCACUGACCCUGAGGUCUUCUACAACACCACUAACUGUUUAAGAAACCUCAGCUGUGCUAGCGAGAAGGAGAGGAUAUCGAUGAGGAGCUGCCCAAGACUUAUCGACUCUCUCAUGUCUUACGUUCUGACUCGGGUGGAAAGAGCCGAUCCAGAUGACAAGUCGGUGGAAAACUGUGUCUGCAUACUUCAUAACUUGAGUUACCAGCUAGAGAAAGAGGCUCAAGAUCACUUCAAACUGUUCUCUUUUCCUGAUGAGAAACCGAAUGAGAACACUAACAAAAAGAGCCUCUUCAGCCCCAAGAGCACCAAGACCCAGAAGGAGUUCAACUUUCCAGCCAUGGAAAAGAAAGAUCCUAAAGGAGUGGAUUGGUUGUACAACCAAAAGUCGCUGCAGAUGUAUCUGUCUCUGCUGUGCUUAAGUGAGAAUGAGGCCACUCUGGAGGCCUGCUGUGGAGCCCUGCAGAACCUGACCGCUUCAAAGAGCCAUUUGUCCACUCUGAUGAAUCAAAGCAUCAUAGAGAAGCUGCAAGGCCUGUCUGUCAUUUCACCCCUGCUGAUAUCACAAAACCUAGGCCUGCAGAAGACCGCCGUGUCCUUGGUGGGCAACAUGUCCCGGGUGUCAUCUCUACGGGGUACUAUGGCCAAGCAAAUUCUUCCCAACGUCAGUGCUGUUCUGUCGUCUGUGACUCCGAACAUGGUUCAGUCUGACAGCACCAUCGCUACAGCGUGCCGUGUGAUGAACACACUCAUGCUGGCAGACCCCGACACUGCCAAGAAGGUGAUCGACACCAAACUCGUCGACUCUCUGAGCAUGCUGAGCUCAAAUACAUCAUUUGACGCAGCCAAAGUAGCUGCUGCAGUUCUUCUGAGGAGUAUGUGGGGACAAAAAGACAUCCAGAAUGUGCUGAAAAAGAAAGGGAUGAACAAGGACAAGUUUGUAAAUACAUCCACUACUACAGCAUACAAAGAAGCAACACGCAUGGAUGGACACUGAGAGAUGUGCACGUGAGUGGAAAGACACUCGCCUUUACUUGAUUUUAUUUUAUUGCCUGGAUUCUGAAAUUAUUAAAAAAAAAAAUAUUUUUAUUUCCAACCCAAUGUUAUUCUUCUGAGGGCUAAAAUGGCACACAAAAAAGACCCUUAAAGUAUGAUAAACAGUUUGUGUGAUGCUAUAUUCCAGAAGAUGUGUGUGAAGAACUGAUCAAAAGUAAAUAUCCUUUCAGAUCUCAUUCAUACAUUCAUAUGGAUGGCUUUUAUGAUAUUUUAAUGGCGCUUUUCAACCGUUUUUAAACUUGACAUCCACUGAUGGAGGAAUAAUCAAUCCCUGUUUCUGGUAUGAAUGGUGAUGCAGCUGCUGUACUGCUAGUACAGGCCUGUUUAGGGCCUAAUACACAUCUACUAUUGGGAAAGAGUUUGUACACUUAUACUUAACAAACUUGCACUACUGGUCCACUCUUCCUCUGCUGCUUUCCUUCCUCUGUCCUCCUGUGAUGUAUAUUGGGGAUCAUAAUACAUGUUGGAUAAAGCUUUUGCAUUUUGGUGCAAUGAGGCCUGAAUAGUUGUCGGUUUCUAAACAUGCUCUUACGUCGCAGGCGUUUCGAUGUGAUUGAAAUAAUGUCUGUUGUUGUAUUAAUGUUGAAAGAAAAACAUUGCAACAAUGUUAAUACUAAUUAAAAGUAAGUUGGAUGAAAAGUAAGAUGUAAAAAAAAAUGUGUGAUUCAUCAUUGAAAUGCCAGUUAGAUUGGAGCUUGAUGAACUUUCUGGAUGUUUUGCCUUAAGGGGACUGAAUGCUGUGUUAAAUUCAGUUCUCACCUACUGAAGAAUCAGAACCACCUUAAACUUUUUUGUUUCUGUUUUACUUUGUUAGCCACACAUAAUUCUACUGUAAAUACAUUAUACUACAAAGACUAAGCACAGUUGAAAGGUAUAUAUGCAGCUUUAGAUGUGUCUUAUGUUCCUUCUUGGCAGUGUAAAGAUGUUUCUGGCCUUUUGGGUAUGGUUGCAUUUUAGGAGAUUUAAUGCUAGAUGCAUUCACUUGAAAUGGGUAAUAAUUUUUCAGAAUUAUAAUGAAUAAAAUAAUAUUUUUGUUAGUCUGACUGCUGCUUAGUGGUAAAUGCAAAAUUAUUUGUUUUCUAGAUAUACAGUUAUAUAAUAUUUUGAUUGACAUCCUUUUUAUAAACCAAACUUGCUUUUUCUGUGUGCUGUUUGCUAAAUGUGUGGGAUAUUUAAUUUUUGUGAGGAUUAUUUUUUUUACUUUUGUUUGGCUGGAAUGUGUUUAAAUGUGUCUUCUUGAGGGUAAAUGUAUUUUUUUCCCCACCCAUUUUAUUAUGUUGUCAAAAUGCAAAAAAAAAAAAAAGAAAUACAAACAAAAGAAAGAAAAUUAUAAUAAAUAAUAAUAUUUUUGUACUAAAAUAUUAGAUGUGGCUGUGUAAAAAUUACAUUUUCAUCUACAUGACCAAAAUGUGCAUUUUAAUCUUGCAUAAAAAUAACUAAUAAAAGUGCAAUUCAGCAAGAAA
Carassius gibelio (silver crucian carp) is the source of this 4015-nucleotide messenger RNA. RefSeq names its product plakophilin-1. Bases 133 to 2493 code for a protein of 786 amino acids. NCBI's taxonomy places the organism in Eukaryota, Metazoa, Chordata, Actinopteri, Cypriniformes, Cyprinidae. Gene Ontology annotation, molecular function: cadherin binding. Gene Ontology annotation, biological process: cell-cell junction assembly; cell-cell adhesion; intermediate filament bundle assembly. Gene Ontology annotation, cellular component: plasma membrane; adherens junction; nucleus. The transcript is spliced from 14 exons. The record is from RefSeq and is a predicted model, not a curated record.